Messenger RNA from Cloeon dipterum, 557 nucleotides. Its product is annotated as protein TonB-like. The transcript is spliced from 2 exons. Lineage: Eukaryota; Metazoa; Arthropoda; Insecta; Ephemeroptera; Baetidae. Bases 153 to 500 code for a protein of 115 amino acids. The record is from RefSeq and is a predicted model, not a curated record.
ACGGUCAUAUUGCAACAACUCGAUGCUUUUACGUCGCAUUUUUCCAAGGCUGCUCUAGUUUUCCAGCCUGCGCUCUACAUCCUGUUAGAAAAGUGCGGUAGGGGGACUGCGGCCAUGCCACCUCACCAUUUGGUUUGUCCACCCAGAGAGCCAUGAAGAAAGCUACUAUUAUCUUGUUUGUUGGGGUUGCCUUGGCGGCACUGUGCUCCUUCUCCUCCGCUCAUCCGGCGCCGGAACCAGAACCAGAGCCUGAACCAGUAAAGGUGAAAUCAGGCCCGAAAAAUCAGGUCGACGACACCAAGAAAACCAAUGACGCCACGAAAACCGAUGACACCCAGAAAACCCCUGAAAAACCUGCUGCCGACGUAAAAAACCCAGAGGAAACAAAGAAAGAUGCUUCAAAAAAAGAUGUCAAGAAACCCAAGAAGAAAAAUGAGAAGCCUCAACUAAAAAAAUCAGCGAAUAAAGCCAUCAUGGUAGUAAAGCAACAAGUUCCUUGAUGUGUUUAUUUGAAACAGAAUAAAAAAAUCGCGCGUUCAAGUGCGAAAUCUCUGAAA